AUUGGAGAAUGUGUGGUGAGGAAAUUUCCCAAAAAAAAAGUGUACUCUCUCAAUCUAUGAACCAAAUAAAAAUUCAAACACAAAACACAACUUACACAAACGAUUGAAUAGGAAACCAAAUAAAAGAAACAACCGGAAUUCAAAAUUUUUAUGAACCGAAAAACACUCAAAAAAACGAAAAAUUCAACUAACUAAACAUGCUUCAAGUCCGCGUUUGUUCUCAGCCUAUCAACACUGCAACCGCCUUCGUCCUUUUUUUAUCUCUUCAUUCUACCCUGAAUCGCAUAAAUUUUUCAUUUCAAAUUUCUGUUUCCCCUCUUUUUUCACCCUAAUUUUUAUCGUUUUACUCACUAAUUUGAAUCACUUGGUUGAAGUUUUAUCGAUUUUAGAUCAUUUUUCUGUUUGAUCUAAUUUCACGAUUCGGUUUUUCGUAAGUUGUUUGAAAAAAAUUCGGUACAAUCUCUUGAAGCUGCUAUGGAUUAUGAUCUUUCUGACAGUAGUGGAACGGAUGAUGAUCUUCCGCCACCUCAUCAACAUAGAUUUGCUAGAAAUGCACGUGUAACUGGGAAUGGAAGACCUGCAGUUGCCGCCUCUACAUAUCCAAGGAUGCCCAAUAAUGACAUGGAAACACAAAUUCAUAUUAUUGAGCAAGAAGCAUACUGUGCUGUGUUGCGAGCCUUCAAGGCCCAGUCUGACGCCCUUACUUGGGAAAAGGAAAGUUUGAUAACAGAACUUAGGAAAGAGCUGAGAGUGUCAGUUGAGGAACACAGGGAUUCUCUUUCAAAGGUCAAUAGUGAUGAUAUGAUCAAAAAAAUAAGAGAUUGGAGACAGUCUAAUGGGCACCAACAAGGCAUGCUGAGCUCUUUUCCUCCUGUUCAUGAAUCUGUUCCUAGUCCUACUGUUUCAGCCUCACGUAAGAAACAGAAAACAGGCCAGUCAGUGUCAGCACUCUCUGGUGGUGGUGCACUUUCUUCAGCAAAUGGCAUGCAUCCAUCCUUGCAGCCAUCUUCAUCAAACUUGAAACGUGGCCCUCUUCCAGGAUCGCGAGGCAAGAAGGCAAAAGCAUCUAUGCCAUAUCCUUCCCCUGCUGUUGCAGGAAGGCCACAGGUUAACAGUCAUAGUGCUUCUGGUACUUUCGGAGCUAAUGAGCCUGACAAAGCUCAAAAGAUCGAUCAGCUUAUCGGAAAGAGAGUAUGGACAAGGUGGCCGUAUGAUAACAGUUUCUACGAGGCAUUGAUAACAGAUUACAAAGAGGGUCUACAUGCUUUAGUCUAUGAUAUGAAUACAGAAAGGGAAGCUUGGGAGUGGGUCAAUCUCAAAGAGAUAUCCCCUGAAGACAUCAGAUGGGACAAUGAGGAACCUGGACUCUCUCAUAAAGGUUCGCGAGCUGGACAAGGUCGUGGUUUUAAGAAGUCUUUAGCCCGUGGUGGUGGCGCAAUUGGUGCAGGAAGAGGUCGCGGAACCUUAAAGGGUCAUCCCAAAAAGGAUUCAUUUAUGCCUCAAAAUGGCGUUGGAAGAAGAGAAGUGGGAGAAAUUAAGUUACGAAAUACUGAUGCUCUAAUUAAAGAGGUGGAGAACGUUUUUUCUGCUAAUAAUCCUGACUCAACGGAGAUUGAGAAAGCCAAGAAACUGUUGAAAGAACAUGAAGAAGCAUUGGCCCAAGCUAUUGCUGUGCUACAGGAUGCAUCCGACGGUGAAAGUGAUGGAGGAGAUCAUCCCUUCUCACAAGGAAAAUCGAUGGACCGAGAACAAGGAUGGAGAAAACGGAAAUAUGAUGAGAUGGGCGUAGAAGGUAGGGGAAGGGGUACAGAUGGUGAUAAAGGCCGGGUUUCCUUAGAAAGGAAACAAGAAGCUUAACCAGUGUGACAAUUACCCAGAUUAUAUCAGUGUCCAGUUAAAAAUCAUAAUAGUUAAUCUUUAGGAGCGGCAGUGUUAGGUUUUAUGGGAAAGUUGUAGAUUUUUGGCACUUUCUCUGUUACUAUUAUGUAUUUUAACGAAAAUUGAUCUUGUAAAUUUUUAUUAGAUUUCUUAUUUAUUUAGGAAUUAGGAUGGCUUUAGAUGUGCUGAUUUUGUUAACCACAUCAUUGCUCGAUUGUGAUACACGGCUGAACUGAAGUUAUUUUGUUCCAUUAUAUGCACAAAAUACAAUCGCAAUUUAGUUCUGUUUCAUAACAAGACAUACUACCCAGGCAAAAUCUGAAAAUAUGUGUUGUGUUAUGAAACGGAAUGCUAUGGUCUUGCAAAGACAUACUACCAUCGGAAUAAAUGGUUUCUUUGUGCUUCCCUAUUCAUGUAAACCCACUUCUCAUCUAGGCGCACAACGGAAUUGUGUUGUGUUUUGAAGUAACGGCAAUUUGAAUGAAUUUUGAAAUUUGAUUUGUCGUGUUAAUAAUUCGUUUUGGUGUUUGAUUUGUGUAGUAGUUUCUUUGGAAUUGUUUUUGUAGUGUUGGAGCCUGAUCGGACACUGAAAUUAAUUUAUUUGGGGUUUUUCUGUUAGUAGAUAUGUGAUUUCACUCUAUCCUUACAAAAAAGUUUGUUUAGGGUUUUAAUUUUAUCAUACCACUGCUAUCUCUCAAUUUUUAUUUAUGUAAAAAUCUGUUAUCUAGGUUUUCUAGAAAGUUGCACUUUUUGAUGGUUUUUAUGGCCUUGUGAAAAAGGCUAAUUUUUGCUGGUUUUCUGGAUUGGAAGAUUAUUGGGGACUUAGAAAUAGUAAAAUUUUUAGCAAUGGCAACGUUCAAAUUUAGGAUGUUUUAGAAAUUGGGUCCUUGAAAUUUUUAUGAUAAUCUAUGUAGUAUGUAAUAUAGUCACGUCUGGCUUUAAAGUAGAAACUUAAGGGUAGAUAAACAAUGAGUUGAGAUGGAUUUUAAGAAAUUAAUUAAAAUGGUGGCAAAGAGAAAAAUAUGGAUAUAAAAUGAGG
Amaranthus tricolor (Joseph's coat) is the source of this 2917-nucleotide messenger RNA. RefSeq names its product protein EMSY-LIKE 3-like. Bases 475 to 1857 code for a protein of 460 amino acids. The transcript is spliced from 10 exons. Gene Ontology annotation, biological process: defense response to fungus. Gene Ontology annotation, cellular component: nucleus. The record is from RefSeq and is a predicted model, not a curated record. NCBI's taxonomy places the organism in Eukaryota, Viridiplantae, Streptophyta, Magnoliopsida, Caryophyllales, Amaranthaceae.